AUGGCGACGACGACGAGGGCAGCUUGCCGCGCACUGUUCACAUUCUUGGUUGUCCUCGGCGCCCGCGCCUCCGCUAGCGAUGAUUUCGCGCCGUCGACGGACGUGGAUACAAAAACAACUGCACCUACAGGGUGGCGCCGCUUCACCCCCGCCGAGCUCAAGGGGUACGAGUACGUCCUCGGAAUCCCGAUGCCACACGGGUGGUCGGGUCGCAUCUGGGGCCGGACCGACUGCUCUACCGACGGCAACGGCAAGUUCACGUGCGCCACGGGUGACUGCGGCUCCGGCCGUCUGGAGUGCGACGGAGGUGGCGGCGGCGGGCCCGCGCCGGCAGCGACGGUCGCCGAGUUCGCGCUCGGCGUCAAAGGCGGCACGGACACCUACGACAUCAGCCUCGCCGACGGGUACAACCUGCCCAUGCUCGUGGCGCCUUACGACACGAGCCAUGGCGGCGGCCAGCCGUUGGGGAACGCCGGGUCAUUGCAGAACGCGUGCCCGACGGCCAAAAGCUACGCUGUUGUCGACGCCGCCUCCGCCUCCACCAGCUUCAGCUGCGCCGUCGUCAACAACACCUACACCGUCACCUUCUGCCCCGACAACAGCGAAUUUGACCCUAAAUACUACUACUAG
This is a messenger RNA of Miscanthus lutarioriparius, 630 nucleotides long. Lineage: Eukaryota; Viridiplantae; Streptophyta; Magnoliopsida; Poales; Poaceae. The record is from the annotation of a GenBank genome assembly.